Dissoconium aciculare CBS 342.82 is the source of this 905-nucleotide messenger RNA. RefSeq lists its product as uncharacterized. Bases 55 to 855 code for a protein of 266 amino acids. Gene Ontology annotation, biological process: L-cystine transport. Gene Ontology annotation, molecular function: L-cystine transmembrane transporter activity. The record is from RefSeq and is a predicted model, not a curated record. Gene Ontology annotation, cellular component: fungal-type vacuole; vacuolar membrane. NCBI's taxonomy places the organism in Eukaryota, Fungi, Ascomycota, Dothideomycetes, Mycosphaerellales, Dissoconiaceae. The transcript is spliced from 3 exons.
UGCGGCUGGGGAUACUUCAUCGCGUGGUCCGCAUCCUUCUAUCCGCAGCCAUGGAUGAACAUUCGGCGCCGGACGACCGAGGGUUUCAUCCUCGACUUCCCACUCCUGAACGUCUUUGGUUUCACUUGUUAUACCAUCAGCACCGCAGCCUUCCUCUACUCGCCGACCAUUCGACACGAAUACGCCGCACGCCAUCCCGCUAGCCCAGAGCCGACGGUCCGGGCGAACGACUUCGCCUUUGGCCUGCACGCGACCAUUCUGUGCAUCAUCAUCGUCUCGCAGUUCUGGUCCAAGCUAUGGGGCUGGACCCCGCUAGCGCAGACGCCGCGACCGACGAAAAUCACCUUGGCAGUUCUCUGCUGUUCGUGUGUGAUUGUCUUGGUGAGCAUUUUCAUCGUGCUGGCGGAUCAGGUCAAGCCGGUGGAGCGGCGGCGAGGUUGGGGAUGGAUCGAUGUGAUGUACUCCCUGACCACGGUCAAACUCCUGCUCACGGUCUUCAAAUACUCACCACAAGCGUGGUUGAACUAUCGCCGCAAGUCCACGAUCGGUUGGGCCAUUGACGGCAUGACGCUGGACUUCAUCGGAGGCGUCUUGAGUCUCGUCCAACUCGUGAUCGACUCGGCUUCGCAGGCUGAUUGGUCUGGAAUCACCGGCAAUCCGGUCAAGUUCGGAUUGGCGAAUAUCUCCCUGUUCUUUGAUGUCAUCUUUCUUGUUCAGCAUUUUGUCCUUUAUGGACCGGUUGAGUCGAAGACAACAAAGUCUAGCGACGAAGAACCUCACGAGACGGAUCGUCUACUGAGAGGCGAGCAAGAGGCUUCUCUGCCGCCUUCGGAUGAUAGGAAUACUGCUAAUUGAUUGCCAUUGGUAGAAAUCUGAUAGAGUUGAAAACUUGAUCGACAGCGGGU